Messenger RNA from Hippoglossus stenolepis (Pacific halibut), 2077 nucleotides. It is a transcript of the gene clic3, whose product is annotated as chloride intracellular channel 3. The transcript is spliced from 7 exons. NCBI's taxonomy places the organism in Eukaryota, Metazoa, Chordata, Actinopteri, Pleuronectiformes, Pleuronectidae. Bases 541 to 1260 code for a protein of 239 amino acids. The record is from RefSeq and is a predicted model, not a curated record.
CAAAUCUGGAUCUAGUGAAUUUAAAUGUAGUUUCACCAGGGGACUGUUGGAUGUAUGAACUCUCUGAGUUAUUGGGUCAGGCCAUCGAGUUUUAUUUUGUGAACUUUAGGUUUUCUAGUUACACAAAGUGGCUGAAAGUGGCUGAACGAAGGCAGAUUCAGACCAAAGUGGACGGACUGAGACAGUAGGAUAUAGAGAGCAAGACUUUUAUCUUAUAGAAUUUGCUGGAAGGCUGAGAGGUUGAGAGGAGAGAUCCAGAUUUGCUGGUUGGACUGGAAAGGCCGGGGGGGGGGCGUCGGCUGCCUCGCAAAGCUCGACAGGUGUGGUGAGAGACAAACAAAGAGCAGACAGACUCAGCGGAGAGAAGAGGCUUGACUGCUGUGUCUGAAGAGGGAGAGGUGAAGCAGUGGUAUUAAAAUACGCACAACAGGUGGAGUGACGAUAAAGCCAGAGUGACCACCAGUCCUGUUGUCAGAAACAAAUCCAGGAGAGGUGGACGUUACCAGGCAGAGAGAAAAAGACGGAAACAGAGAAAGAAAGAUGGCCGAGGCCCCGAAGAUUGAACUCUUCGUUAAGGCCAGUGUGGACGCUGAGAGUGUGGGCAACUGCCCUUUCUGUCAGAGACUCUUCAUGAUUCUUUGGUUGAAAGGGGCCAACUUCACCCUCACCACUGUGGACAUGAAGAGGACACCUGACGCGCUGAAGGCUCUGGCUCCAGGCUCUCAGCCUCCAUUCCUCAUCUGCAACGAAGAGGUCAAAACGGACACCAACAAGAUUGAGGAGUUCCUGGAGGAGACGUUGGCUCCACCACAGUUUCCAAAAUUGUGCUGUCGAUACAAGGAGUCCAACGGCGUUGGAGAGGACAUCUUCCGAAAGUUCUCAGCAUAUAUAAAGAAUCCCAAUCCUGGACUAAAUGACAUGCUAGAGAAGAAAUUUCUAUCGACUCUGGUGAAGCUGAACAUGUACCUGGAGAUGCCACUUCCUCAUGAGCUGCAACAGAGCCCCAAUGCCAACGAGUCGCCCCGUCUCUACCUGGAUGGCGACUGCCUCACCUUGUCGGACUGUAACCUGCUUCCCAAACUCAACAUAGUGAAGGUGGUGUGUAAGGAGUACCGUGAUUUUGCCAUCCCCAAGGCGCUGAAAAGUCUGACGCGUUACCUGGACAACGCCUACAAACAGGAUGAGUUUCGCUACACCUGCCCAAAUGACUCAGAGAUCCUCAACGCCUACCGGUCUGUGGCCAAGUACCUGACCAAAUAGAUCCAGAGGGAGACAUGUAGCAUAAGUGAGAGCAAAGAGUAGAAUGAAAACCAACGACAGAGAAAAAGCUUCAAAAAGCUUCAAAACUGCACAUGCUUUAUGUUUUUUUGUCAAAAUAAUUGAAAAGAUUUUUUUUUUUUUUUUGCAUUGACAUGUUCAAUAAUUAGCUGCUGUUGUUACUCUAAAGUUGCUUAAAAUGUUGUAUUUGUAGAUAUUGUCUGUACUGUUGCAUGCUCUUGUACUGAUGUGGAUUUCUUCUUAAGCCCCUGUAGAGUGAGAAAGCAUUGUAAAUCCCACAGAAUGUUUGUGUUAUGUCUUAUAGUGCAUGCAUCUAUUGUGUCUAAGAAUUUAUUCGAUGCCGAUUGCAUUAUAAUCAUAUACAUUUUUAUGUGAAAAACCUCAAAUUUACGUAGGUUUUAAAUAUUCAUAAAGUUUAAAUCAACUGAAUAAGCCAGAUACAGAGUUUAAAGUUGUUUAAACUGUCACCAUGACAUGUCUGUGUUUCCAUUUAGUCAGUAAUUGAAAGAGAAUAAGAGUAUAUAUCAAGAACAAUGAUAAAUAAUGAUAGAAUAAUUGAGUUCCGUCCGAUUGUAAGGUUAUUUUUGCAUGGUGGAUUAAAAUAAAAAAGGAAGUACGAAGAUCUUAUUGUUGUUUUCAUAAUAUCUAGUUUGUUGCAGGAAAGGAGCAACACUGUUUAUUUUAUUGAUUGCAAAUGUGUAUAUACUGUAUCUCUGCACCUGUAUGUGAACAUCUGUCAUUUUACCACCUGUCUUGAUGUCCCCAGAAACAGAAAUAAAAUGAUUUUGUGCAAAACAAA